Molecule: messenger RNA, 945 nt
Organism: Punica granatum (pomegranate)
Lineage: Eukaryota; Viridiplantae; Streptophyta; Magnoliopsida; Myrtales; Lythraceae
Source: RefSeq, a predicted model, not a curated record
UCCCCCAAAGCACAUGACACAAAGGAACAGAGUCCCCUCUCCUCUCUGACAAUGCAAUCUCUCGUCCUCCCUUUCCUUGUCCUCCUCCUCUCGGUCCCUGCCGUCCGGUCGGCCAACAUCCUCUAUGCUGAGGACUCCAACGCCACCGACUACAUCCGCACAAGCUGCGCUGCUACGCUCUACAAAGAUGUUUGCUACAGCACCCUGUGUCGCUAUGCCCGAGCCAUCCGAAACGACCCGGACCGUCUCGCCCGUGUUGCCAUUUCGGUAAGCCUGUCGAGGGCCCGCCGGAUGGCCGAGUAUGUGUCCAACCUGUCCCGGCAGGCUGACUACGGGGCUGGCCCACGGGCCGCCGCAGCCCUGCACGACUGCUUCACCAACUUCGGGGAUGCCGUGGACGAGAUCAAGGGGUCACUGAACCAGAUGAGGGGGCUCGACACCUCGAGCCAGGAAUCUUUCAGGUUCCAAAUGAGCAACGUCCAGACAUGGAUGAGCGCCGCCCUGACGGAUGAGGAGACAUGUACCGAUGGGUUUGAGGACGUCCCCGAGGGGCCCGUAAAGUCGGAUGUGAACAAUAGGGCUACGGGUGUGAAGCAAGUGACCAGCAAUGCGCUAGCAUUAGUAAACAGUUUCGUGAACCAAGCGUCUCCUUAGUUUUUACUUACACCUUUAAAUUAGAGAAAGGGGGUUUUUUUUUUUUUUCCUUCUAUUUUGUUGUUAAGCAAGAGUCUUUUAGUUAGGUUAACAAAUGAUAGGAGUGUCUGCAAGCAAGUAAUGUUAGGUUGAUGGUGUGACCAAGUAAAUUCGUCUUCUUUGAGUGGAAAUGUCCAUCCAUAAGAGAAAAUUUGUAUAAUUUCCGAUGGACGUUGGUUGUGCUAGUGAAAAGGACCGAAGUCAGUGUGAAUAUGCCUAGUAUAAAAUCUCGAGGUUCUCCAUUUGCACGGA